GACUGAUACAUUUUCCCUCAUUCAGUCCCAGUUUUGGUUAUGAAUCUGACCAGCCUGCCUUUUCAAGGCCUUCCUGGGUCAGGUGAGGCCAGGUGUGACGGCCUGUUUUCCUCUCAUUUGGAUCUAGCUUUUUCUCAGCUUGUUUGCAUGCGUAGCGCACUGAUCCAAGCUGGUUUUGUUUUGAAAAGCUCGGGUUUCUUUCCUGUCAGCUUGUAAUACGGAGUCAGCUCCAGGUCACGGUUGAAACAGCGAUCAACGGCGACUGCAGCAGCCGCCGUAACUCUUUGGAAAAUAGAGCAUGGCAAUAAACCUGCAGAAAACGGCAGACGUUUUAAAAAUGUCACUAAAGCAAGGCUUCUUCUGCUUUUUGGUUCUGGGAGUUGUGCUUUUUUUCUACUCCACAAUCAUGAGGGACAUGGGACCCAUGCUGAACCCAAAAUGGCUGAUUCAAAAUCAUUUAACAAAACUCAUCUUCACUACAAGAAAACAGAGCUCUGUCUCAAACCAUUUCUCUGAGGCCAUCUCAGUUGCGGUUCCUCACCAUCAGAGUCUUACAACUGAGCCAAUGACUCAGUGGCAGAGGAGCGUUUCUUCACCGGUGCCUGAGAAGACGCUAACAACCCAAGCUAGCAGACGGACAGCGGUUCCCUACGUAUCUCCUGGACCGUACCUGGUGGAGUACCCCUAUGAGUACCACUUCACCAUGAACGAGCCACUGAAAUGUGAGCAGGAGAAGCCGUUCGUGGUUCUCAUCGUCCAGGUGGCGCCACGCAACCGAGCUCACCGUGACGUCAUCCGCAGCACCUGGGGCAGCGAGAAGCUGGUUGAGGGUCAGGAGGUGAGGCUCUUCUUCUUACUGGGGAUGCAGACUGGAGACGAUGCACAGCAGGUCCACCAGCAGCUGCUGCAGGAGAGCAAAGAACAUCACGACCUCAUCCAGAGCGACUUUGUGGACUGCUACAAGAACCUGACCAUAAAGACCAUGGUGAUGCUGGAGUGGCUGAACUCUUUCUGCUCCAGCGCCCCUUUUGCCAUGAAAAUUGAUUCAGACAUGUUCCUGAACGUUCCCAAUCUUGUUGCCUUGCUCCUAAAAGCCCCGAGGACAAACUACAUGACCGGCCUAGUGGCACAUGGAGGACCAGUCUCGAGGGAUCCCAAUUCCAAGUUCUAUGUGCCUGUUGACCUUGUCAGUGAUGCUUAUUACCCUCCCUACGCUUUGGGUCUGGGCUACAUCUUGUCUUUGGACCUCACCAAAAAGCUCAUUGAGGCGUCCAGACAUGUUAAAGCUCUUUAUAUUGAAGACGCAUAUUUGGGCUUGUGUAUGAAGCACCUGGGUAUCCUCCCAACAGAUCCUCCAAACUGGUUCUUGUUCCAUGUAUUUCCUCAGAGUUACAGCCGCUGUGAUUACUCCAGGUUAAUCGCCACCACAACUCAGGAAAAUAUGGAUAUUGUCCAGAUUUGGAGAGACUUUAAGAAACCGGGUCGGUACUGUUGAUCCGAGAAAAAGGUAUAAAUUAUAUUGUUUGAAAAUAAACGCAGAAUUUGCUCAGCA
Fundulus heteroclitus (mummichog) is the source of this 1552-nucleotide messenger RNA. RefSeq names its product beta-1,3-galactosyltransferase 1. Gene Ontology annotation, cellular component: membrane. The transcript has 2 exons. Lineage: Eukaryota; Metazoa; Chordata; Actinopteri; Cyprinodontiformes; Fundulidae. The record is from RefSeq and is a predicted model, not a curated record. Gene Ontology annotation, molecular function: N-acetyl-beta-D-glucosaminide beta-(1,3)-galactosyltransferase activity. Bases 299 to 1495 code for a protein of 398 amino acids.